Molecule: messenger RNA, 1176 nt
Organism: Medioppia subpectinata
Lineage: Eukaryota; Metazoa; Arthropoda; Arachnida; Sarcoptiformes; Oppiidae
Source: the annotation of a GenBank genome assembly
AUGAUGUUAACAAUUUUUUAUAAGAAUAUUUCAAAUAGAAACUAUAACAGAACCUCCCUUGGAGGAACCCUCUCUAUAGGGAACACUUUUACCGUGCAACUGGUCGUUCCUUAUGGAGAAGUUGCACUUAUAACACCCAUGGAAUAUAAAACGGUGCAUAAAGUAUUACCCACAUCCAUGAUCACCCCGAUGGCACAUGUUAAAUUAUAUCACAUUGGGCUAUCAAUUAAAUCCUCAUACAUGCAAUGGGACAUGAAAAGAGCUAUCAUAAACAAUCCGGCGCUAAUACACCUGGUAAUUUGGCUGCAACUAGUACGUUUUAUAUUAACCCUGCACCUAUCCGAUAACUCGCCUGAUAAACGUGGCCACAUAAUGCUGGCCGACCUGUCCUACCUGUAUAGCAUCGGUGGACAUCAUUUCACUUACGCCGAAGCACUAUGGUCGCUAUCACUUUUAAUGAUCCAGUACGUUUUCUGGUAUAGUCGCAAUUCACCUGGGCCAUUUACGCAAUUAUUUGAUGUGCUGGCCGGGCACCGGACACCCGGGUCAAUUGGUAUAAUGGACAGAAAAUUAGCCCUCAAACUAGCUAUGAAAUCACGCUUUUUAUUCAACACAGUAACGAUUGGGCUAAAAUAUUGCUCACUGCUUUUACCAUGGCAUAUUAUUGUGGGAUUUGCAACCAAAUGUGACCUGUACGAUACGUUAACCUGGGGAAUUUGGCACGCCAUGGUGUUUGUACUGUUCAGCAAAUACACCAUAGGGUUCAGCUCGUGGCUAAUGGUUCACUAUUACCUGUUAUGCUAUUAUCUAAAACGCAAACUACUGCUGAUUAAUAACCGGUUACAACGGGCGGGAAAUCUACUCCGGGUUCGGAAUGGGAAACCCGGAUAUCCGGGUAUUGAUCGGACACUAGUCCGAGCGCUCGACAGCAUCUAUGUUGAGAUUAGUGACUAUAAUAAGACUUAUCUAUCGAAAUAUAUACUGAUUUUAUGGCUAACAAUGGGCACGAUUUCUGUUACCGUAAUGUACGCCAUAAUUUACCAGGACAUGGCCGUAUUUCUAAAAUAUACCAUGGCCAACGCUGUGCUGCUUACGUUGUUACCCUUGGUGUUUGUUCGCUAUAUGUCAGCUGCCGUUAAUGCCGAGGCCAACCGGUCGUAUAAUUUACAGCUUUAA